This is a messenger RNA of Myxocyprinus asiaticus (Chinese sucker), 1300 nucleotides long. Its product is annotated as alpha-2-HS-glycoprotein-like. The record is from RefSeq and is a predicted model, not a curated record. NCBI's taxonomy places the organism in Eukaryota, Metazoa, Chordata, Actinopteri, Cypriniformes, Catostomidae. Gene Ontology annotation, cellular component: blood microparticle; extracellular region; extracellular matrix. Bases 43 to 984 code for a protein of 313 amino acids. The transcript is spliced from 7 exons. Gene Ontology annotation, biological process: negative regulation of endopeptidase activity. Gene Ontology annotation, molecular function: cysteine-type endopeptidase inhibitor activity.
ACUCUCACUUUUGGAGUUGAGGUUAUUGCUUUUCUCAUCGCCAUGAAGUACUGGGCUACAGUCGCUGUUCUUGGGCUCCUGGUUAUGAGGGCAUGGGCACAGGACAAGGUGCCCUUAAUCGGUCCACCCCCUUGUGAGUCCAAACAUGCAAACGAAACUGCUCUGGUGGCACUGAAUUUCCUUAACGCUCAGCACACCCACGGCUACAAAUAUGCCCUGAAACACAUCGAGAAAAUGAAUAUCCUCUUCAGGAAAGAUGAACCAAACUCGUAUCUCUUGGAGUUGGACUUGGUGGAAACUAAGUGUCAUGUCUUAGAUCCGACACCUGUGAGCCAAUGCCCAUUCAGGCCAAAACCUUUUGCGGUAGUUGAGGCAGACUGCGAUUUUGUCGUCUCAGAUACAGCUCAAGGUCUUUCUGUUGUGGCAUUCAAGUGUAAAACAAAGACAGCUCAAGACGGAUGCGUGGGCUGCCCUAUGCUCAUUCAUUUGAAUGACACAGAUGGUCUCAGGCUUGUUGAAGCCUCAUUACAUGAUUUCAAUACAAGACAUAAUCUAAAUACUAAAUUUGCACUUCUUGAAAUUGGACGACUUGAAUCCCAGGUUGUCGGUGGCGGGAACAGGUACAUUGCAGAAUACGCCAUAAUUGGGACUAACUGCACGAGUCAUGAUGAUGAUCAUUGCAUCCCCCAGAAUCACACUGUUGCAACCCAUGGCUUCUGUGUAGCUGAAGGUUCUUCUGAAAACCCACAACACAACAAAGUUGACUGCAAAAUCCUCAAAACAAACCAAGCCGAGGAACCACCAAUCGAUGCCACAGUGAAAGUCCCUCAACUUCUACACGCUCACACAUCUGGACAUCACUAUGACCCUGCCAUCCACGACACCAAACAUCACAAGCUAACAGAGCACCACGACCCUGCUGCAAGCGGUCUGCUCUCUGGAGAAUCCUUUGUGAUAGUUUGCCAAAAGAAGGCCCUGUCGUAAAGAGGGAGGCCAUUGCACCAGAGAGCCAGUCGUAGAUGCAACAGUAGUGUCAGAAAUAAAAGAAAAAUUCAGACCUGAUGACAUUCCAUGAACCAACCCAUUAACAUUAUGACACACUCAUAGAUUGUUAAGGUCUUCAGACAUACGAGUUCUGAGAAUUCCAACAAACUGUAUACUGAACCGCAGUCUGGCAGAUUUUUAUGUUUUAUACCAAAGCAUGUACAUGUGUAUAUAAAACUGGCAUAAUAUUACAUCAUUUUAAAGAAGCAAUAAAUGCUGUGACUGGUGUGGUGCCGUAAUAAAAUGUUUACCUUAA